This is a messenger RNA of Manduca sexta (tobacco hornworm), 2600 nucleotides long. It is a transcript of the gene Aldh-III, whose product is annotated as aldehyde dehydrogenase, dimeric NADP-preferring. The record is from RefSeq and is a predicted model, not a curated record. Bases 283 to 1821 code for a protein of 512 amino acids. The transcript is spliced from 11 exons. Gene Ontology annotation, biological process: aldehyde metabolic process. Gene Ontology annotation, cellular component: cytoplasm. Lineage: Eukaryota; Metazoa; Arthropoda; Insecta; Lepidoptera; Sphingidae. Gene Ontology annotation, molecular function: aldehyde dehydrogenase (NAD+) activity.
ACAACAUUGUGCCAUAAAAACUUGCUUACUUGAAACGUCAACUCAAAUGUCAUAUCGAGCAGCUGAGCGACAAGUUGUGCUGUGAAUUAAUACAUUCCGCAUAAAAGCAAAACCAUUUCACUUUUAUUACUAUACGAAAAGAGUUAGUCCUUUCUCGCUUGUUACUUGUGACUGAGUGAAAACAAACAUAAGCGCGUAACAACAAUAUUGCGACGUCAUAGGUUUGUGCAAUAUAUUGAAAUCUAGUGAAAACAGGAAUUUAUUUGCAUCGCCGGCUUAGACAUGACUAUAGGAACCGUCACUAACUCAAAAGCCAAGCCGGUUAAUAUAGGCGAGGCGGUCCAAAAGGCACGCGACGCCUUCAACCGUGGUGUCACCAGGCCUAUAGAAUGGCGUCGGAAGCAGUUACAGAGCCUGAUGCGCAUGUACGAAGAGAACAAGAGUGCUAUGGUAGAAGCCCUGAAGAAAGACCUAAGGAGAUGCAAGGCGGAAGCCGAACUGCUUGAGAUAGACUACUUGACUAAUGACUUAUUGAGUGUGCUGCACCAUUUGGACGAGUAUACUAAGCCUGUUUUGCCACGCAAAGGCAUCGUCAACGCGCUAGACGAAGUCAUAAUCUACAACGAGCCUUAUGGAGUGACGCUUAUUAUCGGCGCGUGGAACUACCCCCUGCAACUGUUGUUGCUGCCGGCUGCAGGAGCCAUCGCUGCCGGCAAUGCCGUUGUCCUGAAGCCGAGCGAGCUUGCCGUUGCGUGCACUACGUUUAUUGCCGAGACCUUGCCGAAGUAUUUGGACAAUGACGCUAUUAUAGUGAUAGAAGGAGGUCCUCAAGAGACCACGGAAUUACUGAAGCAAAAAUUCGACUACAUAUUCUACACUGGAGGCACAAACGUCGGGAAAAUCGUAUACGAAGCUGCCACCAAGCAUUUAACGCCAGUCACAUUGGAACUCGGUGGGAAGAGUCCUGUAUACAUUGACAACUCAGCGGACUUGGUAAUCACAGUCAAGCGAGUCCUUUGGGGUAAAUUUAUCAACGGCGGACAGACUUGCAUCGCUCCCGACUACGUACUGUGCUCUAAGGAGGUGCAGGACAAGUUCGUGGAGGAAGCCAAGAAGGUCAUAAAGGAGUGGUACGGCGAGGACCCGCAGAAGUCGCCUGAUUUUGCCCGUAUUAUUAACAGCAGGCACUUUAGCCGCCUCCAAGCUCUAGUGGACGCUAGUAAGGAUAAAGUAGUCGUUGGAGGCAAUUAUGACGCAUACGACCGAUACAUCGCGCCGACCGUCAUGGCUAAUGUCUUGCCGUCAGACAAAGUUAUGGAGGAUGAGAUAUUCGGACCCAUACUGCCCAUAGUCCCCGUGGAAAAUGCGUACGAAGCUAUUAAAUUUAUCAACGAACGCGAGAAGCCGCUAGUGUUGUACGUGUUCACCAGUAAUGACGACGUACACGAGAGCUUUGUGAAUAACACCAGUAGCGGCGGAAUGUGCACUAACGACACUAUGAUGCACAUGGGAGUUGACACGUUGCCGUUCGGCGGGAUCGGCAACAGCGGCCUGGGAGCGUACCACGGCAAGGCCACCUUCGACACGUUCACUCACAAGAAGAGCUGUUUGAAGAAGUCCUUCUUCCCCAUCGCAGAGAAGUUGGCAUCGAAGCGCUACCCACCAUACACAGAGGGCAACGUGAAGUUCAUAUCGACUGUGAUGCGCAAACGGUUCGCUCCCUCGCUAAAAUUCUUGCCAUACAUACUAGCGUUCGCACUCGGCGCGGGCGUCUCUUACGGUGUCUGCUACUGGCAAAAGGUGGCGUCCGAUGAUUUAUAAGCUAAGACUUGAAGAUGUUCCGAGUUUGUGAUAAAAGAUGCUUUAGUCACACCAUAUUAAAAUAAAAUUAGGAUCUAAGUGAAAUAAUUUAUAACUCAGAAUGAUAUUUUAUUAUCGAUAUUUGUGUAUUUAUCAAGAAACAUAAAGACUGUAUCACAUGAUCUCCAAAUAGUUGGAGGUGAAUUAUAAUUAUAUAUAGAAUAUUCAUAUGUUUGAUAUGAUUUGCUCUGUCCCCUACAUUUUAAUAUAACAUGAAAUCUAACUAAAAGGCAGUCCCAAGACGCCAAUGUAGGCUGUGACAAAAAAAACAGAUGCUACCGUUGUGGCGAAAUGCAUGUAAAAAUAUAGUAAGCAUGUAAAACCCUAGAGCAAAUAAAAUAUCGAAAACAAAGAAUAAUAAUUGCAUGUUUGUUUUUUUUUCUUUAUAAUGUUUAUAUGUUGAAAUUAUUAAGAAAAUGAAUAUUGUAUUUUUAGAUAUAAUAUAUUGACUUUUUAUGUAUUUAUAUAAGCAUUUAUUAUGUUAUAGUUUUAUGUGAUCAAAAGAAAUAUAACCAAUUUAUAGACAUACACAGGCAUGACAAUGUUUUUAAAGUUCUCGAUUUAAAUUAAAUUGAAAUGUAAAUUAUUAUUUGUUCUUGAUUUCUUUUUUACUUCAAUGAUGCGUUUGUUAAUCUGUUAUAUAGUGGGUAUGUAAAGAUUUGUGAUUUAAGAUAUGUUAUAAUUAUGUCGCAAUACGGGAUCAAAUGGUUAAAUAUGCAAAAUAAAAAUUAUAAUGAAUA